Molecule: messenger RNA, 2817 nt
Organism: Lethenteron reissneri (Far Eastern brook lamprey)
Lineage: Eukaryota; Metazoa; Chordata; Hyperoartia; Petromyzontiformes; Petromyzontidae
Product: metallophosphoesterase domain-containing protein 1-like
Molecular function (GO): hydrolase activity
Source: RefSeq, a predicted model, not a curated record
UGUGUGAGUCUGUGUGAGUCUGUGGGUCUCUGUGUGAGUCUGUGGGUCUCUGUGUGAGUCUGUGUUACGCCACCUCUCCCUUCCUGCAGGGCGGCAUCCCGGACACCCUGUGGCGGGCGGACGAGGGGCGGGAGCCGGUCGACGGGGACGUGACGGUCGACGGGGACGUGACGGUCGACAUGCUGAGUUGGAACCCGUCCGCGGCUUACCGCGCGAGGGGCCCCUCCUGCCUGCGCGUGGUGCCGCCGACGCCGCACGCCACCCCGAGGCCGGAGGGCCACACGCGCUUCGUGUGCGUGUCGGACACGCACUCGCUCACCGACGACCUCGUGGUGCCACCGGGGGACGUCCUCCUGCACACCGGCGACUUCACCCGCAUCGGGCUGCCCCUCGAGGUGUCCGCCUUCAACGACUGGCUCGGCCGCCAGCCCUGCCCGCACAAGGUGGUGAUCGCCGGCAACCACGAGCUGAGCUUCGACGCGGACUUCGUGGCGAGGCUGGACGACCCUUGGAGGCGCUUCGGGAUGCCGGCGGCGACGGGGCGUGCCGAUGCCACUAUCCCCGGGCACGUCCGGUCGCUGCUCACCAAUUGCGUCUACCUGCAGGACGACGAGACGGAGGUUCUCGGAUUCCGCAUCUACGGCUCCCCGUGGCAGCCCGAGUUCUGCAGCUGGGCCUUCAACUUGCCCCGGGGCGAGCGUCUGCUGGAGAAGUGGCGGCAGAUCCCGGCCGGCGUGGACGUGCUGCUCACGCACGGACCGCCGCUCGGCGCCGGCGACCGCGUCACAGGCCACGGCGAGUGGCGCGCCGGCUGCGUCGAGCUGAUGAGCAGCGUCCGCCGGCGGGUGAAGCCGCGGCUGCACGCCUUCGGGCACAUCCACGAAGGUUACGGGAUCAUGACCGAUGGGCGAACCUUGUUCGUGAACGCGUCAACUUGCAACGUGAACUACGAACCCGUCAACCCACCCAUCGUCAUCGACCUGCCCAACCCGUAGCGGCGCCUUCGUGCCUUCGAUUGAAUGCGGAUGGCUCUGGAACAAUCUCCGCCUUUCAGCGACUUAUUCUCUGGGACGUAGGCCAUCGCAAACAGUUUUUAUGAUGAGAAAAAUUUAUUUAUUUUACGAGUUCUAGAUUUGAAGCUUUCGUGACUGCAAGGAUUCAUACUCUGAGGUUUUUUCGGUAAAGUCACGUAGGUAAAAAAUUUAAUUAAAAUUAAUAAAAGUAAUAAUAGAUUUACUGUAUCACUUGAUACAGUAAAUAUAGCUGUGACGGUCCCACCUGAUGACGGAGACUUGUGUUGCCUCCGAAACCUCGUGAUUUAUUAUUUUAUUUUAUUUCUAUUCUUACUUUUAGUAAUUUUAUUGUUUACUUAUUUUACGAGGUCAAUGCUCCUCUGAGCUAUGUAACUCUUUUUUCAGAAGCGACCUGGCUGUCACAGACGAUAGCAACUCAACGAAGUGGCUCAUCAUCAUCACCAUGUGGGAAAUGUCUAGCAGCAGCCAAAUACUUUAAAACGCGUCACUGACGUUGAUUCUAAAUGUGGAGGGAAAAAGCUGGAGGAUCCGGAGAAAAAUCCACGCGAUCACGGGGGUACGAGAGAGAGAGAGAGACACGCAAACUCCAAAUACACAGCAGGGGUCAAGGUCGUGAUCAAACCAACGACCUCCUGCGUACCAGGCGAGUUAGUUAACAUCUCCUAGCCACCAAGGCCUGUGGAGGCAUCUGCGGCAUGUCUCAUGUUUCGCUGCUAUUGCUCUUGUUUGAUUCUGCACUUCGCUUGAGUCGACAGCCAUCGUCACGCUUGAAGUGCUCCUCUGUACCCAGGAUUGGGUUUGAAAACCAAAAAAGGUCAAAAGAGUUGCCAUCACUUUUUUUUGAGAGUGGUGGCAUUUGAGUAUUUUGUUGUUUGUUGUUGUUGGCCUCCUGUUGUAAUGGGAUGUCGCUUAUUUGGUACUUGCUCGUCAGGCAUUAUUUUGUACACGUGUAGUGACAUAGCGCCAACUGCUGUCCAGCAGCAGCAACUGCGGUGGGCAGUCAGCGCACUCACGCCGCCGAGCGUGUACACGGCUGUGUGUGCCGGCAGGGCGGAGUAACUGGGGCAAGGGUCACGGAAGACCUCAUCGGGAGGCUCCUGAAACUCGCUCGUGGGUUCGAGAAGGGAGGCGUGGCCAGCGCGGAGCCAGGGCGGAGCCAGGCCGCGCCGAGUAGAAUAAAGCAGCGGAGAGCUCUGGGCUGCCGGUUCUGGGAGCGGACUCGUCUCGUCGUCGCUGUCGUCUUCGCCGCCUUCGUCGCUGCCGCCUUCGCACGAUAAUUGUGCGGCCGGACAGUCGUUGGCUGUCUCGGUCAACGCCGUCGGUGCAACGCGGUCAGGGUCGUGUCUGGGCCGGGCUGUACGGCAACGUGGCGGAGAAGGGAGGCCGGAGUUGGUGUAAUGGAAAUAGAGAGAAGGUGCCUCCUGCCACUACCUCAUGUCUGACUGAGUGUGCUACACACACACACAGCGACGAGGAGCACACUACACAUGCAUAGGCCCUCCCUCUUCAUGCCCCACCUUCUUCCUGUUUAGACCACGCCCUCUUUUUAUCCUCACCCCCCCACACUUCUUCUUUAGGCCCCACACCCUCCUGUUUAGGCCUCGCCAAAAGAGGACGAAGAUGGGGAUGGGUGUAUUGCCUUAAAUCUUAAUUUGGAGCUUUCGUGACUGCAGGAAUUACUCUUUGGUUCUUUCGGUAAAGUCACGUAUAAAGAUAAAAUAAUAAAUUAAAUAAUAGCAUACGACGUUUCGAUUGCAACACAAGCAAUCAUCAUCAGGUAUAA